Alnus glutinosa is the source of this 2352-nucleotide messenger RNA. RefSeq names its product probable inactive receptor kinase At5g16590. The record is from RefSeq and is a predicted model, not a curated record. Gene Ontology annotation, biological process: protein phosphorylation. The coding region runs from base 188 to 2119 and encodes 643 amino acids. The transcript has 2 exons. Gene Ontology annotation, molecular function: protein kinase activity; protein binding; ATP binding. Lineage: Eukaryota; Viridiplantae; Streptophyta; Magnoliopsida; Fagales; Betulaceae.
CUCGGCCAACACACAGACGAGGGCUUUUAACCCUCGCUUUGGGUUUUCGAGGGUUUACUACUACAAAACUAACGCACCAACUACCACCUGGCCACAGGCCACCCCUGUCUCCCUCUCGUUGUAAGAAUUCACAGACAGUGUUGGGACUCUCUGUUUUUUUGCCCUUUUCCUUUGUCCGAGAAGAACAAUGAAGGGAGUGCAACUACUGCAGUUGCUGUUUGUUGUGUCAAUCUGUUUCGGUGUUUCUAGCGGCGGAGCCUUCGAUCUGGCAUCGGACAGGGCGGCUCUACUGGCGCUCCGUGGCGCCGUGAAAGGACGCUUGCUCCUCUGGAACCUCACGGACGCGACUCCGUGCAACUGGACCGGCGUCACGUGCCUGGAAGAGCGAGUCACCGAGCUGCGCCUCCCCGGGACUGGCCUAGCGGGCCCACUGCCUCUGGGAAUCGGGAACCUGACCCAACUCACCACGCUUUCGCUCCGCACCAACGCGCUCACCGGGCGCAUACCCCCCGACUUCGCCAACCUCGCUCUCCUCCAGAACCUGUUUUUGCAGAACAAUUCCUUCUCCGGUGAAAUCCCGGGGUUCAUGUACGAUAUGAAGAGCCUGAUGCGUCUGAUUCUCGCUAACAAUAAUUUUUCCGGGGAGAUUUCGCCUCGGAUUAACAAUCUGACCAAGUUGGGUACUCUGUUUCUAGAGAGUAAUAAUCUCACUGGGUCGAUUCCUGACAUUGAUAUCGGACCUCUGGCUCAGUUCAAUGUUUCUUUCAAUCGGUUAACUGGGCCGGUGCCGAAACGGCUUUCGGUUCAGCCCACCACCGCUUUUAAAGGCAACUCACUUUGUGGGAAGCCAUUGCAGGCCUGCCCUGGGAGUCGGAACAAGUUGUCCGGUGGAGCGAUUGCGGGGAUUGUGAUCGGGUCAUUUGUUGGUUUCGCGCUCUUUGUGGUUGUUUUGAUCGUUUUGUGUCAGAGGAAGAGUCGUGGGAAAUCGGAUUCGAAGGAUUUGGCGGCGGCGAAGCGCGGUGAGGUCGAGAAUCCGAGAGAGAAGUCUCUGGUGGAGAGCGAGAGUACGAGUGCGAGUGCUGAGUAUUCGAAAGGGAGUGUGAGGAAUGGAGCAAGUAAGAGUUUGGUGUUCUUUGCGAAUGUGGGGAAGGAGUUUGAUUUGGAGGAUUUGUUGAGAGCAUCCGCCGAGGUACUCGGGAAGGGGACUUUCGGGACGGCGUAUAAAGCCACUUUGGAGUCAGGGAUGACUGUGGUGGUGAAGAGGUUGAAGGAAGUGACUGUGUCGGAGAAGGAAUUCAGGGAAAGGAUCGACGAGAUUGGGAGGAUGGUUCAUGUCAAUUUGGUCCCACUAAGGGCGUAUUAUUACAGCAGGGAGGAGAGACUUCUUGUUUAUGAUUGCUUGCCCUUGGGAAGCUUGUCUGCUCUUUUGCAUGGAAACAGAGGGUCUGGGAGGACUCCAUUUAAUUGGGAAACCAGGUCUAGCAUUGCUCUUGGAGCUGCCCGUGCGAUUGCAUUCCUACACUCGCAUGGCCCAACAAUCUCCCAUGGCAACAUCAAGUCAUCAAAUAUCCUCCUCACCAGAUCGUAUGAAGCUUGUGUCUCGGACUUCGGUCUUGUGCGUAUUGCGCUCCCCACCUAUACUCCCAACCGCAUUGAUGGUUAUCGUGCCCCGGAGGUGAGAGAUGCUCGCAAAGUAUCGCAAAAAGCAGAUGUCUACAGCUUCGGUGUGCUGCUUUUGGAGCUGCUUACAGGGAAGCCUCCCACUCAUGCUUUGCUAAGCGAGGAAGGUGUAGACCUCCCAAGAUGGGUCCAGUCUGUUGUUCGAGAGGAGUGGACUUCUGAGGUCUUUGACAUCGAGCUUCUCAGGUACCAGAGUGGUGAGGAGGAAAUGGUUCAGCUCCUGCAGAUAGCUCUUGAAUGUGCUGCUCAGUACCCCGAUAAGCGUCCUUCAAUGGCAGAGGUGACAAGUCGAAUCGAGGAUAUCUGUCGUUCUAGCUCGCAGCGAGAACAAGACGCUGAUCGUCUUUUGUUUAAUGAUCCUGAUGAUCAAGGGUUGUCAGCGCCAUCUUCAGCGCAGUUUUACUCAGUUGAUUCAGGUCCUGCGCCAUCUUCAGCAUAGUUAGUAUUAAAGGAAGAUCAGCAAUCUUCCAUCAUACGAAAUUUAGUGCUUUAUUUGUUUGUUUAUUCGUGGGUUCUUCUUUUAUCUUUUUUUGCCUUUACCCCUUUGCAUAGUACGAGUUUAAUUCCUUUAUCCCCUGUAGUUUAUACAUUUCAUUUCAUGGGGGAAUUUCAAUCAUAAUAUUUUUAUUUGGUUUAGUGAGGAAUGUGAACAACACUUACAUUGCUGCUCUA